Molecule: messenger RNA, 1782 nt
Organism: Zasmidium cellare ATCC 36951
Lineage: Eukaryota; Fungi; Ascomycota; Dothideomycetes; Mycosphaerellales; Mycosphaerellaceae
Exons: 1
Coding region: 1-1782 (593 amino acids)
Biological process (GO): cytoplasmic translation; 'de novo' cotranslational protein folding; protein refolding
Cellular component (GO): cytoplasm
Molecular function (GO): ATP hydrolysis activity; misfolded protein binding; heat shock protein binding
Source: RefSeq, a predicted model, not a curated record
AUGAGCGGCGACAAUACAGGCUCGAACAGCCCCGAACCUAUCGAGAACGGUCCCAAGCGUAAUGCGAUCGGUAUCUCGUUUGGCAACUCUUACAGCAGCAUUGCCUACACCAACGCAGCGGAUGGCAAGGCAGAGGUGAUUGCAGACCCAGAUGGAGACCGACAAAUCCCUUCCAUCCUCUCCUACGUCGGCGGCGAAGAGUUUACCGGCGCACAAGCAAAGGCUCAGAUCCCACGAAACCCGCGGAAUACGAUUGCACACGUGCGAGACUACCUGGGCAAGAGCUUCAAGGAGAUCGAUCCCACGCCUUGUCAGGCUGUUGCACACCCGGUCGAGCAUGAUGGCGGGAAGACGGUGGCUUUUGUGGUGCAAGAGAAAGCCUCAGAAGAGGAGGGGCCACAGCCACAGAAGAGCACCCUUACAGUACAGGAAGUCUCGACCAGACUGCUGCGGAGAUUGAAGAGCGCGGCGUCAGACUAUCUGGGCAAGGACGUGAAUGCGGCUGUUAUCACAGUUCCAUCAGACUUCUCAGAUGCGCAGAAGGUGGCGCUGAAAACCUCGGCUGAAGCGGCUGGUAUUGAGGUGCUGCAAUUCAUUUCUGAGCCGAUCUCUGCUCUGCUUGCAUACGAUGCCAAAAUCCAACAAUCAGGCGAGGGGCAGCCAUCCCAGCAGGAUAAGAUCGUCAUCGUUGGAGAUCUUGGAGGCACGCGAUCUGAUGUGUCGGUUGUGUCGAGCAGGGCUGGGAUGUACACCACCCUGGCUACGGCACAUGACUACGAGCUGGGAGGUGUGACUUUGGACAAGGUGCUGAUUGAGUACGCAGCGAAGGAAUUCCUCAACAAGAACAAGAAUGCAAAGGACCCAAGAGAAAAUGAGCGAAGUCUGGCGAAGUUGACUCUGGAGGCAGAGGCCGUGAAGAAGGCGCUGAGCUUGGGCGCGAGUGCCUCCUUCUCGAUAGAGUCUCUUGUGGACGGCAUCGACUUCAGCUUGAGUGUGAACCGAACGCGAUUCGAGCUGCUCGGCAACAAGGUCUUUGCGUCAUUUACCAGACUCAUCGAAGGCGCAGUGCAGAAAGCCGAUCUGGACGUUCUGGACAUCGACGAGAUUGUUCUUUCUGGCGGAACCUCGCACACGCCAAAGAUCGCUUCUAACGUACAAUCGCACUUCCCAGAGAGCACCGUCGUCAUUGCACCCAGCACGACCCCAUCCGCCGUCAACCCCAGCGAACUUGCCGCACGAGGAGCCGCUAUUCAGGCUUCGCUUAUCUCAGAGUUCGAAUCACAGGAUAUCGUUGAGAACACCGAAGCCGUUGUUACCGUCACCCCUCACAUCCAACACGCUAUUGGUCUUGUCACCGGCGAGGACCAAUUCUCAGUCAUUGUGCCACCAGAGACCCCCGUUCCAGUACGGAGAACGGCACAGAUCUCGGUCAAGAACGGAGGCGACGUUCUCCUCAAGCUCGCCGAGGGUGUUCGAGAGAUCAAGAUCACGCAAGAGGAGAAGCCAGCCACGAAUGGCAAGAAGGAUGAUGACGACGAUGACGAUGAUGAGGACGACGAGGAUGAUGAGCCGGAAGAGAUCAGAAGCAAAGUGUGGAAGGUCAGCAAGCCGCUCGCUGAGGCUGCCAUCAAGGGUGUCAAGAAGGGCGGCAAGGUCGAGGUCCAGAUCAACGUGGCGGCAGACCUCAGCGUCACUGUCGUUGCGAGGGAAGUUGGCGGAAAGGGUGGUGUGCGAGGCGUGAUUGAGGCUGGAGCCGUGGAACAGAACGGCUCUGCCGCCUAA